Messenger RNA from Penicillium macrosclerotiorum, 324 nucleotides. RefSeq names its product pfkB family kinase. The transcript has 3 exons. The coding region runs from base 1 to 324 and encodes 107 amino acids. Gene Ontology annotation, molecular function: kinase activity. The record is from RefSeq and is a predicted model, not a curated record. Lineage: Eukaryota; Fungi; Ascomycota; Eurotiomycetes; Eurotiales; Aspergillaceae.
AUGCCCUUUUUUUAUGUUGCACUUGGGGUCAAGAUGGGGCUGAUGCUAUUGAGCCAGGAUCUGGAAAUUUUGCUCAUGCCGACGCGUAUGCGGCGGAAGACUUUCGAUUGGCCUUCGGCCCCUUGGAAAGGAAGCAAGCUGACUUUCACCAGUCCCAUUGGAGCUGGAGAUACAUUCAUUGCAGGAAUGCUUUACGCUUUGAACUGCAAAAAUGAAGAAUGGGAUCUUGCGAAAAAGCUAAGCUUCGCUAAUCAAAUUGCAGGUCGGAAGGUGGCUCAGGAGGGCUUCUCCGGCCUAGGUCGGGCAUUGGAAAAUUUUUCCUAG